Messenger RNA from Populus nigra (black poplar), 1188 nucleotides. RefSeq names its product thioredoxin-like protein AAED1, chloroplastic. The coding region runs from base 99 to 869 and encodes 256 amino acids. The record is from RefSeq and is a predicted model, not a curated record. Lineage: Eukaryota; Viridiplantae; Streptophyta; Magnoliopsida; Malpighiales; Salicaceae. Gene Ontology annotation, molecular function: antioxidant activity. The transcript is spliced from 7 exons.
GUGAACCAAAUAUCUAGGGAUGAACUUCCCAAAAACAUGCUAAUGAGAUUACCAGGCCGAUUCAACAAAUCUCUUGUAAACCACUUAGCAGCAUCAUCAUGGCGAUGAUAUCUCCAAUAGCACUGCUGCAAGUACCAUCACCUACCUGUCUUUCCUCUGCAAAAUAUGCCCAAUUUCUCUCAGUAACAACCACCCCUACUUUCUCUCCCAAAAGAACACCCCUUACUCUUAUCACUACCCGCAGUGCUAAGAAACCCUCACGUCUCAUCAUGGGGGCCUCUGCAUCCAGUUUCUCAGCAGACAUAGGUGCAGUCCUAAGUGAUGUUAGCAUUUUUACCACUGCUGGUCAACCUGUCAUGUUUAAGGAUCUCUGGGACCAAAACGAGGGAAUUGCUGUUGUUGCCCUUUUGAGACACUUUGGAUGUCCUUGCUGUUGGGAACUUGCUUCGUCAUUAAAGGAAUCGAAAGAAAAAUUCGAUUCAUCCGGGGUCAAGCUAAUUGCAAUUGGUAUCGGUACUCCUGAUAAAGCUCGUUUGCUGGCUGAAAGGUUACCAUUUCCAAUGGAUUGCCUUUAUGCUGAUCCUGAGCGCAAGGCUUAUGAUGUCUUGGGCUUAUACUAUGGUCUUGGACGAACAUUCUUCAAUCCAGCUAGUGCUAAGGUUUUUUCAAGAUUUGAUGCUCUGCAAAAAGCUGUGAAAAAUUACACCAUCGAAGCCACCCCAGAUGAUAGAAGUGGUGUACUGCAACAGGGAGGAAUGUUUGUUUUCAAAGGGAAGCAGUUACUGUAUGCCAGGAAAGAUGAAGGGACAGGAGAUCAUGCCCCGUUAGAUGAUAUCUUUGAGAUUUGCUGCAAAGUUCCUGUUGCUUGAAGGUUCACCGUGUCCGCGUGGUAAGUAUCAAUAUUUCACUGGUUAGUUGCCUGCUUUUUAUCUGCUGCCUUGUAGUAGCAGAAAAUUAUAAUGGUUUUCAGUUUUAAUGAGGAAAUACUGGCAUGAGCAUAUAAUGCCUGUCAAGUAUAGUUAUCAUAGCUCGCCUGUAUAUUUUAUGCAUUUCUUGUUCAAUGCAGAGAUUACAGACAGUUGACAGAAAUUUAGUCAUAUAAAACAGAGCGAUCAUGUUUGUGUACUGUCAUGCUAUCAUAGACAACUAAUGUAAUUCCCGCAUUAAUAUAUAAUUACAAUGAUGUCA